This is a messenger RNA of Heterotrigona itama, 4026 nucleotides long. Lineage: Eukaryota; Metazoa; Arthropoda; Insecta; Hymenoptera; Apidae. The record is from the annotation of a GenBank genome assembly.
AUGGCGAAAAUUUCGAAUUCUACUGUGUUUACAAACGAUGCAUCUUCUACUGGUACUUCCGAUCUCCUUCAACAAGCGUUCCAACAAGUUGUUGACGAUGACGAUCACGAUAACGAAUUUGUUGCAUUUUUGCAAAAUGAUGAUAAUGAUUCCCAAACAAUUCAUUUGACUCCGGAACAAGCGGCAGCCUUGGGACUAACCUUCGAGGUAAACUCGAACGAAGAGGUUAUCUAUCAACAAGAACAAGAUAACGCCACUUCAAACAUACCAGAAGAUAUUUCCGCAAAAGACAACGUCAACGUACAGGACCAAAACUCAUUACCUCCUCAGGAAUCUAUAACAAUCGGUCAGUUAAAUUAUCAACCCGAAGAAGUACAAAAGUCCAAUAAUACUAGAUUGAUUAAAACAGAAUGUAUUGAUUUUCAAGAAUGGCAUAUGCAAAAGGUUUCCCAAACAGAACAACUUCAAGAUCAAAUUGUCGAGAAUGACAUAACAUUGGAAGAAAUUGAUUUGAAUAAUCAGAAUCAUGAAUCUCAACAAAUGAUUGAACAUCAGACUAAUAUAAUUCCACAGAAUUCAAGCACAGAGACAAUGGUUUUGGAACAACCUAAAAUACACACAAUAAAAACAGAUGUCACACAUGUAAAAAGCAUUCAUGAAAAUGAUUUGCAAUAUACUAUUGAAGAUAAUAUAGCACAAAACCAGCUUAAUACAAUACCUAAUACUCAGGCGCAAAUCUUACAAAAAUUACCAAUGAUUUUACCAUCUUCACAAUUUAUUAUAAAGCCUGCACAAACUAUAUUGAAACCAGCUAAGAACAUUAGAUUAUUUCAAAGUUCAAACAAGUUGACCAACACAACUGUUAAUUCCAUUAACAGUGUACAUUCACUGAAUACAAACUCAAAUUCUAAUUCCGUAUUACUUUCGAAAGCUACAAUAUUGAAUAAUUUGUCACCACAGAUAAUAAAAGCUACACCUAUAACAGCUCAGUUGUUAAAUACUAGUGGUAUAUCUGCACAAUUAUUAAAUACAUCUCAGCUAUUGACUAGUGCUUGUGAAAUACAGAACCAAUCUAUUGGUACACCACAUAUGUCAAAUACUAUUGUAAAUACCACAUCUGGAGCAACACAGAAUAUUGUUACUUCACAAAUACGUUUGUCUCCAAUUGUAAAAACAUCCCAGCCUCUUCAAAGAGGAAAUGUUCAACAAUUUUUAACUCCAGUCCUAAAAGGUACAUCAACUGUGCUUCCAAAAACAAAUAUUCUUAAUAAUACCAAUGUGGCUGCAGCUAUUCCAGCACAAUUUUUGAAAUCAGUACAAAUCCCUUCCCAGUUACUUAAAACAAGAACCACAAUUGGUAAAAAAAUUACAAGCACAACUGGAACACCAAAAGCUACAACUAAUUCUGAAACACCAGUUGUACUCCGAACCGCAUCAAUUGUUAAAACUCAAGAUUUGAAAACAACAACAACAAAUUCUAUUUUGAAACCGACUCAAAUCUGUUCAACGCCUAUAUCUAUAUUAAAACCUCAAGCAAAAAUUGCAUUUAACAACACGACUAAACAAAAUAUAACUAUUGGAACCCAAAAUGCAAAUAGUUUGCAAAAUAAUUCACAAAAGACAUCUCCAACACAACAGAAUAGUACAUUUGAAUCUGCUAAACUGGUUCAAAGUGAAACUCCUAGACAAAAACUUAAUCUCGUGGUAAAUGGCACAAAUCUUAAAGUGAAUAAAAAAGUUAAAAGUACUCCUGUUAAAUCUACAACAAUAGUAAAUGAAUCUACAGAUACAUCUAAACCAUUAGGUUCCAGUGAAAAUCCCAUACAAAUAGUUCAGCAAGGUCAAACAUUUCACAGUAUACAACGUUUAACACCAACACAACUGAAACAAAUUGCACAUGUUUUGCAACAACGUAGUCAAGAAGCAGCUACAUCAAAUGAAAGAGUAGUAUAUAGAGUUGUAUUUCCUGAAGAAUUGGAUUUACAAAUUAGAAAUCCAGGAAAUUUAUUAAAAAGUCGUGGUGGGAAAAGAGGAAGGCCAAAGAAAAGUGCUAUGAGACCUUCCUUACUUCCAUCUAAACCAGCACCAAUUCCUGAUGAAGAACAGGAAGAAUUGAAGGAUGAAAGAAAGAAAGUUGUAGCCAGAACACGAUCGGGUAGACUUUCUCGACCUCCUAGACAUAUGGUACGAGAUUAUAAACAUUUGCAUCAUUCAGAUUUUUUACAACCUGAUCUGGAUGAUUCAGAUGGUGGUUAUAGCGAUUAUAAUACUAACAAUGAUAAACUUGAGGAAGAAGAAUCACCUAAGGAAUUAUUAACAGGACUAGAAGUACCAAAAAGAAAAAUAUCAGAUCAUUUUAGGUGUCCUACAUGUAAUAAAAUAUAUUUAGGACGUACUCGCAUGGCAAGACAUUUUGAAAUGCAUCCUGACCAUGGAAGUCCUGAACAACUACCUCCCUCUACACCUGAACCUGAAUUAAAACAAAGUGGAGGUCAAGAUCCUUUAAAACGCAAAGGAAAAAAGCGAGGUCCUUGGGCUUAUGUUACGCCAGAAGCUAAGUCAGAAAGACGACAAAUAAAAUUGCGCGAAGCAAUUUCUGUAUGUGAAGAUUUCGAAAUAAUAAAAAUAGCUGCAAAACCUGUGUUGAACGCACAAUCAUUAUUUGAUUUACUAGUACUAAAGUCUGAGAAUAAUGUAAGAAACUUUUUGGACGAAUUAAAACAAUUAAUGGAUAAAAUACGAGAAAAGGCUGGAACAAUGUUAACACUUGUAAACAACGACGAAGAAUCAAGCAAAGAGUUGAUUGAUAUCAAUGAGGAAUCGCUUUGUGAUGCUUUAGGUCUUAAUCCAGGUUUAUAUAGAAUUAAUAAUGAAGCUUUGAAAAAGGUUGAUACUUCUAUUUGUACUAGUUAUGAAAAUGGGGAACCACCUCUUAAGCUCCAGAAAACAGAUAAUUCUGAAGAUGGUAAAGAAAAUAUAGAAGAACGAAUGUCAAGUGGUUUUUCCGAAAGCUCAGACCUUAGUGUUUCUGAUUUUUUAAGUGAUAGAAGAAAUGACUCCAUAACAAAUCCUACUUGCCCAGAGGUGCUAUCAGCUUUAACAUUAAUGAGAAGAAAUCCUAGUCCAGUGAAUAAUUCAGAGAGUAAUAAAUCUAAUAAUGUGUCGAAAUUGUUAAUUUCAAAUCCAGAGAUUCAGAAUCAGAUUUCAGAUAAUCCUGGAUUCCAGAAAAUUGAUAUUACUUUACCAAAAGUUUCUAAUUUUCAAAAAACAGAGUCUCAUAAAGAGAACUUCACAAAAUUAGGGACUGGUUUAGGAUCGUCAAAUUUUUGUAAGGUUGAUGAUAAUUAUGAGCAAUCUAAAAUAGAGCAUAUGGAACAAGCUUUCAUAAAAUUAGAACCAACAGAACAGGGUUUUGUAAAAUUAGGAAAUAAUUCUAUGGAAACUUAUCAGAAACAAGAUUCUCCAAAUUUUGAAAAAAUGCAAAAUGGUUUGGAUGACAUCGAGAAUGGAUCUCAAAAUUUUGUUAAAGGAUUCCAAAAAUUAGUUUCCAAAAUAAUUCCAAUGACUUCAGAGAUAAAUUGUGUUAAAACACAACAGUCUACAUCAUUGGAUGCGAAUUCUUGUAAACUGAUGCCUAGUACUUCUGGUUGUAAGAUUUCAAAUAACCUACCUAUACUUCAAGAUAGUGUACCAAUGAUUUCCAAUAAUUGUGAUACUAGUAUAUUUGGCAGUUCAGAAAAUUUAGAUAUGACAAAAAUAGCUCAGUAUGAUCAUAUAGCACAUUUAGACAUUCUAAAUACAAGUGGAGUAAUAGAUAAGAAUUUAUUAAUUGAUGAAAAAUUAGUUGAACAACUGCAUCUAGUAGAUCAGUCGAAUUUAGUUGAUGAACUUGUAUCUGAGCGAUUGAAAAAUAUUAUGCCAGAUAAUAUUUUAGAAAACAAUUUGAUAUCAAAUAAUUCAAAUUUAGAUACUGAUCUUGAUUUUGAAGCAUUAAGUGAAGAAUUUAAUAGAAAUACCAGAAGUUGA